This is a messenger RNA of Boleophthalmus pectinirostris (great blue-spotted mudskipper), 2388 nucleotides long. It is a transcript of the gene ttll3, whose product is annotated as tubulin tyrosine ligase-like family, member 3. Gene Ontology annotation, molecular function: protein-glycine ligase activity, initiating. The coding region runs from base 1 to 2388 and encodes 795 amino acids. The record is from RefSeq and is a predicted model, not a curated record. Lineage: Eukaryota; Metazoa; Chordata; Actinopteri; Gobiiformes; Gobiidae. Gene Ontology annotation, biological process: cilium assembly; protein polyglycylation; cilium movement. The transcript is spliced from 13 exons. Gene Ontology annotation, cellular component: cilium.
AUGCAGCAAAUGCCAGUGUUGCAGCCCGCCGCGCCCCGCUUCGGCCCGGUCCUCCCCGCCCUCAGACCCGACCGGCUCCGCACCGCCAAAGCUCUGGUGGAGAAGGCGGUCAAGCUGCAUAAGAUCUUCUCGGUGCAGGGCCCAUACCCAGUGAUCAGGGAAGUCUUGAGGUCCAGGGGGUGGGUGGAGAAGCGCCUGCCCCGCCCCCUCCACAAACCCUCCCAGAGCCAGGGCACCGAGACAGAAGACGACGCCGCGGAGGAAGACGAGAAAGAGGAGCUCCGCGAUGACAUGGACGACCUCACGUCCCGGAUGGUGCGAAAUGAAACCACGUACUUGUACUGGACGGCACGCAGAGACGCCAUCGACUGUCACUCUCUGCGCAAAGACCAGAUGAUAAACCACUACGAGAACGCCGCUACUUUUACCACUAAGGUAGGUCUGUGUGUGAACCUGAGGAACCUGCAGUGGUUUGACUCGGCCGACCCAGACACCUUCUUCCCCAGAUGUUACGUCCUGGGAGCAGAGGACGAGAAGCACGCCUUUAUAGUGGACUUCAGGAGGACGGCCUGCACCAGUCUGCUGCAGCAUGUGGUGGAGACUCACAGCAGCAACAACAGAGAGGCUCUGCAGACAGAACAAAUGCAUACUCCAGCAGAGCCUCUGCAGGCCAACAACAGUGAGAGCAGGAGAGCAUGCAUCGUUGGGCCUGGCAUCAUAGAGACAGCUCUGCGUGUGUGCCAGGACUUCCUCAUUGAUCUGGAUCACGGAAACAUUGACCGGAACACAGACACGCCCCAGUCCACAGAGGAGCAGCAGUGGGCGGAGUUUCUCCAUGAGUAUUACCGCGUUGUGCAUGAUGGAGCAGAGAUCAGAAACAGCGCCCUCUUCCUGCAAUCGUGUGCACAGAUGCUCCAGAGGCUCCGAAACGUUUGUCCUCAACUCGACACCGACGGAGUCAACAACAUCUGGAUCAUCAAACCAGGGGCCAAGUCCAGGGGCCGAGGCAUCAUCUGUCUGAACCGUCUGGACGACAUCAUGGCUCUGGUGGACAGGGACAGGGCGGUGAUCAGGGACAGUCGCUGGGUGGUGCAGAAGUACCUGGAGCGCCCCCUGCUGGUGCACCACACAAAGUUCGACGUGCGUCAGUGGUUCCUGGUGACAGACUGGAACCCUCUGACCGUGUGGUUCUAUGGAGAGUGUUAUCUGCGCUUCUCCACCCAGCCCUACUCCACCAAGAACCUGCACAGCUCAGUUCACCUGUGCAACAACUCCAUCCAGAAGCACUUCCAGCCGUCCAAAGACAGACACCCAGACCUGCCCGAGGACAACAUGUGGUCCUGUGCCCAGUUCCGGAGCUUCCUCUCUGAGCAGGGCCGUGAGGAGCUGUGGGGGAGCGUGGUGGUCCCGGGGAUGAGGCAGGCGGUGGUCCGGGCUCUGCAGACCGCCCAGGACUCGGUGGUACCGCGCAGGUCCAGUUUCGAGCUGUACGGAGCAGACUUCAUGCUGGGACAGGACCUGAGGCCGUGGCUGUUGGAGAUAAACGCCAGCCCCACCAUGUGCUGCUCCACCGAGGUGACCGCUCGCCUGUGCCCCGCCGUGCAGACCGACACGCUCAGGGUCAUACUGGACCGAAGGAACAACCCCAACGCCAACACAGGGGCCUUUCAACUCAUCUACAAACAGCCUGCGGUGGAGGUCCCUCAGUACAUCGGGGUGAACCUGCUCAUCGAAGGGGCUCCUAUCAGACGACAUCGAGCCCAGUUGAAGCCCCCUGCUGCUGCCUCCCCUGCACCUGCACCUGCCCCUGCACCUGGCCUGUCCUACCUGGAGGAGGGGGACAUCACCCAGAAGCUCUCGGUGCAGAAGUCCCACACUCUGGCGAUCAUGGUGCAGUCGAACAAAGAGAAUCGCUCAGAGAAGAGGAGACAGGCCCAGACCUCACACAAGAACACAGCCUCCAAGCUCUCCUCUUCUGCGUACAAGCCUCAGCAGCACUUCCUCCCUCCAGAGCUGCCCGUCGUCGCCCACGCCGAACCCCAGAGGAAGGCACGUCGUCUGGGCCACGGAUCCUCCUCGGCCCCCCUGGUCCCACGGAGCCUGUCCUUCUCCUUUAACCCCUGCGGACCCCCCCACGCCAGGACCAACCCGAGCACCUGUCACCGCUUCACCCUGCCCCCCGCGGCUCCUGACCCCCAACACCGCACCUGUCUGACCCUGCCCUCCAUCCAGGUCUUCAGCCUGAGAACAAACAUUACAGCUGGGAGAAUGUUCAGUCGUAAACCCACUUUUCACUCGGUUCACUCCAGUGCGCACAGAAAACAGCUUUUUUUACUUCCCUACGAACAAAGUGUGGCCAUAAAUAAACAGAAUGAACAGAAAUUGUAA